Hemicordylus capensis (graceful crag lizard) is the source of this 2693-nucleotide messenger RNA. It is a transcript of the gene CNOT9, whose product is annotated as CCR4-NOT transcription complex subunit 9. The coding region runs from base 507 to 1250 and encodes 247 amino acids. The record is from RefSeq and is a predicted model, not a curated record. Lineage: Eukaryota; Metazoa; Chordata; Lepidosauria; Squamata; Cordylidae. Gene Ontology annotation, cellular component: P-body; CCR4-NOT complex; CCR4-NOT core complex. The transcript has 8 exons. Gene Ontology annotation, biological process: mRNA catabolic process; negative regulation of translation.
UCUGCAUUUCGCUGGUCGGGAAAGAAAGCUGUCGGCUGCUCGCGUGGACCUGACGCUACUUUGUCUUUUGCUAAUUGAUGUGUUUUUCUUUUGCCGGCUGGUUAGUGCUGGUAACUUUAAAGCGUGGUUCAGUUAAGUGGUGAUUUUUGGAUAAAAAGCUUGUAAAGAAGUGGUUGGGUUCCUGCGUGUACUUAAAUUUACAUAUGUAGAUUUAUGCGAACAAGCGUAGGUCCCGGCCCAUUUUCUGGUGCGCGCCGCUUAGGUCAUUCGCAUUCGAGUGCAUCUCAACGAGGCAAAGUCAAGUUCGUUAAAGGAUUUCAUGCCUGGGUGAAUGUAUCGUCACACGGCAGGGAUUAGUUCUCCUUAAGCCUGUGCCAACGGCACUGGCUCAGGUUGAUAGAGAGAAGAUUUAUCAGUGGAUCAAUGAGCUUUCCAGUCCUGAGACUCGUGAAAAUGCACUGCUGGAGCUGAGUAAAAAGCGAGAAUCUGUUCCUGAUCUUGCCCCAAUGCUAUGGCACUCAUUUGGCACAAUUGCAGCUCUAUUACAGGAAAUUGUAAAUAUCUACCCAUCUAUAAAUCCGCCAACUUUGACAGCUCAUCAGUCCAACAGAGUCUGCAAUGCUCUGGCACUUCUGCAAUGUGUUGCAUCACAUCCAGAAACCAGGUCAGCCUUCCUUGCUGCUCACAUCCCUCUCUUCUUGUAUCCUUUCUUGCACACUGUCAGCAAGACCCGUCCUUUUGAGUAUCUACGACUCACCAGCCUAGGAGUAAUUGGGGCCCUGGUAAAGACAGAUGAGCAAGAAGUAAUCAACUUCUUACUGACGACGGAAAUUAUCCCUUUGUGCUUACGCAUCAUGGAGUCUGGCAGCGAACUUUCCAAAACGGUUGCUACUUUUAUUCUACAGAAGAUCCUAUUGGAUGAUACGGGGCUGGCUUAUAUCUGUCAGACUUAUGAGCGAUUUUCUCAUGUUGCAAUGAUAUUGGGUAAAAUGGUCCUGCAACUUUCCAAGGAGCCUUCUGCCAGACUAUUGAAGCAUGUGGUCCGUUGUUACCUUCGCCUUUCUGAUAAUCCAAGAUGUAGGGCACGGGAAGCCCUCAGGCAGUGCCUUCCUGACCAGCUGAAAGACACCACCUUUGCCCAGGUUCUGAAAGAUGACACCACCACCAAGCGCUGGCUGGCACAGCUGGUCAAGAAUCUGCAAGAAGGCCAAGUCACCGACCCCAGGGGCAUCCCCCUUCCUCCGCAGUGACAGCCAAGGAGGUGGCAGAACCCAGGAGGAAACAGCUCAGGUUUACAGAGAGCCAGGAACCAAUGACCUCUUCCAGAUCCUGUCAGGCAUGUGUGGGCAGCUCCUUGGACUGCAGGCCCAUUCUAUAGCAACUUCUCACCAUGCCUCUGAGGAUUAUGACACCAGCAAACACAGUUGGGACAGAGAAGCCCACUUAGAGUGUGGGCUUUGUUGCAAUGAUCAGUCGAGCACCAAGCUGGGCAGUGCUGCUGCCAAUAGCAUCUCUCCCUAUCUGGUUCAGUGUUUCAGGCUUGGGAAGUGUUCCUCAGUUUCCUUGUUAAUCAGUGUUUACAUGUAAGUUCAAUAAAGGUUGGUCUGGUCAUUUGACCCUCUUAGGAGUACCGGUUGAGCUGCACCUGGCCCUAAGCAGAGGAGGCCUAUUUCCCUCUUUCUGACUGGGGACCAUGCUUCUGAAAGAGGAGUCCCUGAACCUUUCUCUUUAAUAAGUUCAGCCAUUGUGGCUGGAGCCCUUUAGAGUUUAAGCUCUCUGAGGAAUUUGGAGGGGAAUGGUAACCUAGUAUAUCCUCACCUUCUUAAAGGCUUGUUCCUGGUUUGUCAGAAGCAGUGACUUCCUGGACUUCCUUUGGCCAUGCAUUAGAACAGUCCCUGCCUUUGUGACUAUAUUUGAACCAGUGUCAAAUGUCCCAUGGAUUCACCUCACUUACUUCCUUGUCAGUAAGAUCCAAAAUGCCACCAAAACAUUCCUCUACCAUUCAAACUGUGCCAGGGAGGAAGGGUUGUUUUGUGGGUGCCAUGGCUUAGAAUGAGCAAGCCAUGUGGCCUUUCACUUGGUUGCAGCCAGUGCCUCUGGUUAGUAUAGGGUUAACCCCAGGGGUGAGCAAAUGGCAUAGGGACCAAGAGCUAUUUCGGAGAGUUAGUAAAGGCUGCAGGUAUUUCAGUCUUGUUGGCUGGUGCUGGUAAGCGCAGUGACCUCAAAGCGCAAGGGCUGUUGUGCUGGUUGCCCUGCUGCCAGGCUAAUUGCAUCCAGUUCAUCCACUGGAACCUGCCCCUGGUUGUUGGUGUCCACCUUGGCCAAAGAGGCAUUGAGCAGUCUGCAGUGGCAGCCUCGCCCCUGCCUUCUGAAUGAAUGAAGCCAACGAAAAGAAGGGUCAGGAGUGGUGGGGGAAUAAUGCAGGCUGUUUGUCAGUUGCACAACAAGACUGGGAGCAGGUGGCUUCUGGUCCCUUGGCCUCAGCACCUGCUGCUGCUUUGGGUAGGAACAUUAUUUCUUUGUUGAUGGCUGGCCAGGCCACGCCAAGAGUGUCUUAACUCUUUCCUCUCUACAUGGACUGCUUUCGCUCUUACAGCGGCUCCCAGUUUUAUAACAGCCUUGUUUUUCCAUCCCUGCCUUGAGUGGACAACUGCUUCUGUUUUGUAACUUGAAUAAAAAAUAAGCCAAAUGAA